Molecule: messenger RNA, 3042 nt
Organism: Fusarium venenatum
Lineage: Eukaryota; Fungi; Ascomycota; Sordariomycetes; Hypocreales; Nectriaceae
Cellular component (GO): mitochondrial outer membrane
Molecular function (GO): ATP binding; ATP hydrolysis activity
Source: RefSeq, a predicted model, not a curated record
AUGCAAUUGACAGGGCUUCGUGCCCUGCUCCAUCCUGCUGUCGCCGCCGCCAGAUCCCAAGCCCGAUCCCGAAUCCUUUGUCGAUCAUUCAAAACAUCGUCGACUUGGAAAAAUACAGCAGGCGCAGGCGCAAACAAUGGCGAUAAACCUCCGAACCAGUCGACAGCGGUAGAAGAUGAAGAAAUACAACCACAAAAUGGGACCGACAACCUGCCCGGUCGCUCUCGAGUUCGAGCAUCAAGUUCUCUAAAAAGCAGAAUAGCUCGCAAACAGGCUGCUCCCGCACUACCUCCCGUCAAGCUGCCACAAUCGUUUCUCGACGACAACGUUACUCUUCACCAUGCCUGGACAAGACCGCAGCUCCCGAUUGCUCUUGCUGAAGAUGCCAAGCAACCCAAGACGUCCUCAAUCUUUAUCGAUCCUCAAGCUACCGACAAGAAUACCCGAGCCCCAGAAUCAAACAAGGCGCUCGAAGACUACUUCGAUACGACAUUCAGUGCCUUGGUUGAGAAAGUUGCAGAUCGCGCAAACGAAAUUACGGCCAUCGAGCCCAAUUCCUGCAAAACAGAUGAGCUUGUUCACAAGCUGACAAGCCUUACCCGUGCCUACGAUAUGUUACUCGAUUCAGCAUGGCACUUGACCGAUUCGUUAUACCCUGCCCGCCAUCCCGAAUACACAUAUACAUCACGGCCGUUCUGGUGGUGGCACUACUACAAGGACUUUGACCGACACACCCAAGAGUUCCGGGACCAGUUCUUGUCAGUUCAGACCGGCCUCGACAGCAUCCUUGAUUAUGACUGGAGACUUGACCACUCUCUAUCUCAAGCUAUUGCUGAUCUCCCUGUCCUCACGUUCUCCUCCGUCCGAUCCGCUCUCCGUCGCGAGUUGACGACACCACCACCUCCCGACUCGGAGUCCAAAAAUCUCAAGCGUCAGAUAACUGUCUUGUCUAUGUCGGGUUACAGCGGCCAAGCCAUAUCGACUGCUGUUGCGGACCAUGUCGCAUACUUCAACGAUGCCGAUUUGAUUAAGCUCAAUGCCCAAGAUUUGUCUGUGGUAGUGGGGGAUUAUCUUGAACAGGACUGGGCCUACUCGCGAGGAUCAUUGUCCCACAUGGGAUUCCGUGCUGCAGAAAUGAACGGAAAGCUCUACAAGGACCCUGACGUUGUGGCACGACCAGAAGAGGAGGAUAAUGACCCUGAUACGGGCGUGAUUAAUAUUCGUACAGCAUCAGGUGGACUCGAGGAAGAAUUGUCGAAGAUCAAACAGGGUAGCUACGAUCCUUUUGGGAAAUGGGAGAACCUCAAGAUCGAUAAAGUCCUGGCCCAGAUUUUAGAGGCUGCUGAGGUGAAGCAAGACCCCCCCCGUGAAAAGCCCCUUAUCAUUCAUAUCCAUGACUUUGUGGAAUUGAACAUGACCCUCGAGGGUUCGAUGUUGAUUACGCGGUUGAGAAACCUGGUGGAUGUGGCAUGGCGGCAAGGUUCCAAAAUAGCCAUCCUCGCAACCUCAUCGAGCGAGCAACCUUCCGAGGAGUAUCAGGGUAUGCUCCGAGAUAUAGCUACUAGCGAUUUCGUCAUCUCUCGACAUAUACAUCCUCAGCGCACUUUGAGCCAACCCAAGCCAUCUGGCGGGACGCAGACUUCAGAUAACCUCUUUCCCCUCCAAGAAACAGAUAUCUUCGUGGAGAAUGUUCAAAACAUCAACCGAAUGUUGAAAGCAUUGGGCAGCCAUCAGUUUCUUGACUUUUCCGAUGCGCACAUGAAAAUCUUUAUGCACGCCACCGACACUCGGGCCCAGAUGCUCAAGAAGUCAAUACUUCCUUUACCAGAGGUUUACAAUAUCGCGAGCGCAGCCAAGCGUCACGAAGAAGAGACAGCUGGUGCUGCGCCGGGAGGAGUAUAUGAGCGCCUCCUAAUGGGACCCUUACGACAAAAGCCUGGACAGCGGUACCUCGACGAGCCAGAGCAAGACGGCAAGUCAGAUGGGGAGGAUUCACAGAAGAAGGCAGAAGAUUCACAAUCAGGCAACCGAGCUGUUCUUAAGUUAAACGAGUACGAGAAGCGGAUAUCCUCCGGGCACAUCAACCGCCAAAAUUUGAGAACGACAUUUGAAGAUGUUCAUGUGCCUAAGGAAACCAUAACUGCGCUCAAGCUGCUUACGACCCUUGCUUUGGUGAGACCGGAUGCUUUCUCCUAUGGUGUACUGGCCCAGGACAAAAUUCCUGGAUGUCUACUGUACGGACCCCCUGGUACAGGUAAGACUUUACUUGCAAAGGCCGUCGCUAAAGAGAGUGGUGCAAACAUGCUUGAGAUCAGUGGUGCUACUAUCAACGACAAGUGGGUUGGCGAGAGUGAAAAGCUUAUUCGUGCUGUUUUCACUCUUGCGAAGAAGAUUUCUCCUUGCGUUGUCUUCAUCGACGAGGCCGACUCUCUGUUAGCCAACCGAAGCAUGCUUGGUGCUCGCGCAUCGCACCGCUCCCACAUCAACCAGUUCCUCAAAGAGUGGGAUGGUCUUGAAGAGACAGAAGCUUUCAUCAUGGUUGCAACAAAUCGUCCCUUUGAUCUUGACGAUGCUGUUCUCCGCCGCCUGCCUCGCCGUCUUCUCAUCGAUCUCCCUAUGCAGCCUGACCGCACUGCCAUUCUCAAUAUUCUUCUCAAGGGCGAAACUCUCGAACCUACCGUGUCGCUCGAAGACCUCGCCAAGCGUACUCCCUACUACUCAGGAUCUGACCUGAAGAACGCUUGUGUCGCCGCUGCUAUGGCCGCUGUUGAGGAAGAAAACGAGGCUGCCGCACGACACACCGGCCCUGAGCCUUACGAGUACCCUAAGAAGCGUAUAUUACGCCAGGAUCACUUUGACAAGGCGCUGCGCCAGAUCCCGGCCAGCAUCAGUGAGGAUAUGCAGUCACUUAAGCAGAUCCGCAAAUUCGACGAGGAAUACGGAGCGAAGAAGAAGGGCGCAAAGAAGAUGAUGGGGUUUGGUGUAGGCGCGGAGAAGAAGCUCGCUGAUGCUGAUGAGGUCCGCAUACGCCGCGGUCCAUGA